Meriones unguiculatus (Mongolian gerbil) is the source of this 4684-nucleotide messenger RNA. RefSeq names its product zinc finger protein 791-like. Bases 200 to 1432 code for a protein of 410 amino acids. The record is from RefSeq and is a predicted model, not a curated record. The transcript has 4 exons. NCBI's taxonomy places the organism in Eukaryota, Metazoa, Chordata, Mammalia, Rodentia, Muridae. Gene Ontology annotation, biological process: negative regulation of transcription by RNA polymerase II; regulation of cytokine production; regulation of immune system process.
GGGCGAAAGGGCGGGACUGCAGUACUGUCCAAUGAGUCCGGCCGCUGGCAGGGGCGGGGCGCCGCCACGCAAAGCCACCGGCUCUGGUGGUCCUGUCUGUCCCGGUAGUUGCCACCUCUGCUCUCAGCGUCUGUGCGUGCCCUGCUGUGCCCUGCAGGGAACGGGGAGGCGGCGUCCCUAGGACCUCCGAGAGGUGGAGAUGGACCUCGUGACCUUCGAGGAUGUGACGGUGAACUUCACCCAGGACGAGUGGGCUCUGCUGGAUCCUUCCCAGAAGAACCUUUACCGAGACGUCAUCUCGGAGAUCUUCAUGAGCUUGGCCUCCUUGGGGAAAAGUUGGGAUCAGAAUAUUGAAGACUGGUACAGAAAUCAGGGAAGAAUCUUAAGCAAUCUUAUUGUAGAGAGACAAACAAGUGAGAGCAAACAAGAUAGCCAUUGUGGAGAAACCUUCAGCCAAAUCCUCGACCAUGAUCUGAAAAAGACAAGCCCUACUGGAGUAAAGCUCUGUGAAUGCGGUAUGUGUAGGAGAGCCUUCAGGCCUUCCUCGUCCAGGGAGCCCAUCAGUGCUCAGACUACACAGGAGGCAUGUGAUCACAAGUGUAAGCAGUGUGAGGCAACCUUCUGUAGUUAUCCUUUCCAAGUCAAGGAUGGGCCUUGCAGUGAAGACAAGCCCUGUGCGUGUCAGGAGCGUGAGGAAGCCUUCCUUUCUUUUACCAGCCGUGGUGAAUUUGUGAUACCUCAUACUGAAGGUGGACCCCACAAAUGUAAGGAGUGUGGAAAAGGUUUGCCCUAUCUCAGUGCGCUUAGAAUCCACAAAAGAGUUCACACAGGAGAGAAGCCUUAUCAGUGUGAAUGGUGUGGAAAAGCCUUCAGCUGUUGGGGCUCUGUUCGAAUACACCAAAGGACUCACACUGGUGAGAAGCCCUACAACUGUAAAGAGUGUGGGAAAGCCUUCAGCUCUCUCUCAGGCCUUAAAGGACACAUGAUAAGGCACACGGGCGGUGGACCCCAUAAAUGUAAGGAGUGUGGAAAAGGUUCGCCCUAUCCCAGCUCGCUUAGAAUCCACGAAAGAGUUCACACAGGAGAGAAGCCUUAUCAGUGUGAAUGGUGUGGAAAAGCUUUCAGCUGUUGGGGCUCCGUUCGAAUACAUCAGAGGACUCACACUGGUGAGAAGCCCUACAACUGUAAAGAGUGUGGGAAAGCCUUCAGCUCUCUCUCAGGCCUUAAGGGACACAUGAUAAGGCACACGGGCAGUGGACCCCAUAAAUGUAAGGAGUGUGGAAAAAUCUUUAACUCGCCCAGUGCACUUGGUAAACACGAAAGCACUCACAGGGGAGAGAGGCCGUUUUUGUGUAAAUACUGUGGGAAAGUUUUCAUUCGUUCAACCUCAUUCCAAAAACAUGAAAGAACGCACACCGGAGAAAAACCCUAGGAAUUCAAGCAAUGUGGGAAGGCCUUCAUCUCUAAUUCAAGCCUGCGAGGACAUGUGAUCAGGCACAGUGGGGUUGGGCCUUGUAAGUGUGAAUUUUGUGGGAAUGCCUUUGGCUUCCCCAGUGCAGUUCUUAGGAAUGAAAGUGCUCAGUUGUAUAGGAUUUCUGUGACUCGAGCAUGGAACAUGCAGGGUUCUGAGAAAAUCUUUUACUAGCCUAGGUCAGGUACAGAAAGUAAUUACUGGAGGGGAAACCCUGUUUAGAGAAUAUGGGAAUGCCGUGGGCUGUCAGAUUUUAUCUGGAAGCAUAAAAGGGCUGAAGAAAAACCUUAUAAAUAAAACGUACGUGUGUGUGUGUGUGUGUGUGUGUGUGUGUGUGUGUAACAGCACAGUUUGUUGAGAUGGGCCAGAAGAUGGGUUCUUAAGUUAGGCAUGUUGGCACAGGCCUUUAAUCUCAGUACUUGGGAGGUGGAAGCAGGUGGAUCAAGAGCUCAUGAUCAUCCUCUUCUAUGUAGUAAAUUUGAGACCAGCUUGGGUUACAAGACACUCUGUUUCAGAGGGGUAGCACAAGCCUUACAUCCCAGUGUUUGAGAGGCAGAUGAAUCUCUGAGAGUUCAAGGCCAGCCUGUUCUACGCAGUGAGUUCCAGGGUCUUACUAAGUAAGACCCUGUCUAAAUAAAGGGGUCGAGGAUGUUCAGUGGUUAAGAGUGCUUGCUGUCCUUCCAGAGAACCCAGGUUCUGUUCCCAGCACAUCUUACAACUGUAAGUCAAGCUCCAGGACAUUUGGAUCUCUCUCUGGCCUCUGCAGGCCCUGCACUCAAUUUACACACACAUGUAGUUUUAAGAAGAUGGUUAUUCAAGUUAGUACUCAGAUAGGUUACAGUGGUUGCUAUGGAGAAGGCUUUGGGGUGGAAUGCAUAAGGCAGUUAAGUACGAGGCCUAUGGGGAUUUUAACUGUGGCAUUAGUUCUCUGUGGCAAUGGUUCUCUCUUCCCACCUUUCCAGGGGCAGAACUCAAGUUAUCAAGUUGGCAGCAGGAACUUUUGCCUGCUGAGCCAUCUUGUGAUUAGAUCUUGCUAUCAGGAUGCCUCAAACUCUGAAGUAAUUCCAGACUAUCUUCGUUUGGGUUUUAUUGCUGUGAAGAGACACCAUAGUCAUGGCAACUCUUAUAAAAAACAUUUAAUUGGGUCUGGCUUACUGUUAUUUUAAACAAAUCUCAUCAAUUUUACAGUAAAGACUUGGAAGCCAGCUACAGGAGAAAGCACCCAGCUGACCUUUCUCCUCAGCCGAUAUCCCAGAAGGAAAAGCAAGCUCUUCUCCACAUACUCUCAAAAACCUUCAAACUGAAUGUCCCUCCCUUCUACUUCCUGUGCAUCUCUUGCUCCCCCUCUGUCCUCUUGACAUCCUCUUCUUCUGUUUUUUUUCCUAUGUACACUCCCUGUCAACUGGUUGCUUGCUCCUCCUCUUGACCUAUGGCUCACUUUAUUUAAUCCUGUUCAAGCAGAAAGCUCUUGGAUUGAAGGUGUGUGCUGGGGCUGAGCCAUACCACAGCUAGAAACAGGUUUUUUCCAGUAAACAACACACUCUGGAGGUUCACAGUGUGAUGAAAUAUCCUGUAACCUCUUACAGUUUUAGUACAUUGUCGUGGUAAGAAUCAUGGUGGCACGUAGCCAGACAUGGUUCUGGAGAAGGAACUGAGUCAGACAUCUGGAUCCACAGGCAGGAAAAAAGAGACUGUCCACACUGAGCGUAGCUUGAGCAUAUGAGACCUCAAAGCCCACCCCCACAAUGCCACACAUCUUCCAACAAGGACACACUUCCUAAUAGUGCCACUCCCCGUGGCCAAGCAUUUGAACACGUAUAUGGGGGCCAUUCCUAUUAAAACCUCCACACGGAGUAACAUCUGAAACAGUUUUCACUUCAUAUGUGAGUAUGGUGGGGGAUGUGUUCUUCUGGAGGUCAGAGGACAACUUGAGCCCAUUCUUUUUUUCCUUUACCUGUGUUUUGGGGAUCAAACAUGUUACCACACUUGCCCAGCAAGUGCCUUUACCUGCUUGCUGAGUCAUCUUGUCAGCUCUAAUUGUUCGUUUUCCUGCCUGUCUCAGCCUCCCAAGUGCUGGGGUUAAAGAUGAGUACCAUCAUGCCUGGGUUAUUUUUAUUAAUUAGCAUGUGUAUAUGUAUGUCUCUGUGCAUAGGUUUGUGCAAACAAGUGCAGGUGGUCACAGAAGCCCGAGAAGUUAGCUCCCCCCACGCUGGAGUUUCAGGCAGUUGUGAACAGCCUGACAUGGAUGCUGGGAACCCAACUAGGGCCCCCAGAAGAGCAGUAUGUGCUCUUAAGUGCUAAGUCAUCUCUCCAGCCCUUGGUUUUUGGGUUCUUGAGGACAUGCUCAGUAAAGACAAAGUGGGACUUCAGUCCCCUCCUUUGCUCUCUUUUCCUUCCGAGCUGUGAGGUGAGCUGACUCACUGUGCCAAGAUCCUCUAUGAUGUGCAUCGAGACAGGCCUGAAACAGUGGGGCUCAACACUCGUGGACUGGAGCCUUCUAAACUGAAUAAAAAUAAGCAUUAGCAUUACAGAUUGCAAAAAAAAAUUCUGUGUGUGUAUAUUUCUGAGUGUGUAUAUUUCACGCGUGUGUGCGUAGGUGCCCCCAGUGUCCAGAAGAGGGUGUCGGUUACAAGUGGUUGUUGAGCUUCCCAGUGUGGACACCGGGAACUAAAUUUGGGUCCUCUGCAAGAGCCAGUGCUCUUAACUGACGAGCCAUCUCUCCAGCCCCCAGCACAAAAGGUUCUGUGAGGCAGGGUUCCAUCCAUGAGGACGCAGACAUUCUUAAUCACCUCUCACGGCUCCUACCUCUUAAUACUGUUGCUUUAAGAACUAAGUUUCAAUAUUUACAUGAAAGUUUCAAGAUUUUACAUGAAAGUGACAAGAUUUUUGUAAAGACCAUUAAGAAAAACUUAGGUGUGUGUGUGCGUGUGUGUGUGUGUGUGUGUGUGUGUGUUCCCUCGGAGGCAGAAGAGCAUCUCAGAUCCCUUGGAGCUGGAGUUACAGACAGUUUUGAUCCUUCUGACAGGCGAUAGAGAAGAACAGCAACUGCUAACCAUUGAGUCAUCUUUCCAGGCCUUUUUUUUUUUUUUUUCCUGUUUGACACAACUUAGAGUCACACAUGAAGAGGGAACCUCAAAUGAAUUUUAGCCUUGACUGUCCUCAAUUAAGUUUGUGAUAUGGAAGUGUUAAGUUGAAAUAAACUCUUUCCUCCCA